This is a messenger RNA of Brassicogethes aeneus, 2914 nucleotides long. The record is from the annotation of a GenBank genome assembly. NCBI's taxonomy places the organism in Eukaryota, Metazoa, Arthropoda, Insecta, Coleoptera, Nitidulidae.
UAUGCCGUUGUUUUUCUAUGGUGGGUAGUAGAAAUUUAUUUACCCGAAGUUUAAACUUUGUCGCCUUGUUUACGAAAUCAUUUCGCAAGCGUCGAGUUGAUUGAAUUCGAAUUUAAACCGAAGGAGGAGAGUGGGUGUGCAUAUUUACUAUUGCUUUUGAAAUGACUUGAAUUGUUUCUUAAUACAUGGAUAACAUGGACUCAAAUAAAUUCAGCCCGAGCAAAACAUAUCAAGCAACAGAUAACAAUGAUGAACCCUACCCAAGCCUAUCCGAUUAUCAUGAUUAUGAGCCAAAUCUUGAGUUUGAUGAUUCUGAAUUACACCAGGGACCAGAUAUCUUAGCAUCUACAGCCGAUUUAUUAAAUGUGGAAUCCAAUGGAAUUGGUUCACCAGAAUCAGACUUUGGUGAGGAUAAUUUUGAGGAUCUAGCUGAUAACUUGGAAAGCAUGACUUUCUGUUCAAAUUCCUAUCCGGAAGUAGGUGAAGAAGCCAUCGAAGAAUUUGCAGAGAUAUCCAAAUAUGGAAUUAUUGAUGUUAAGGGUGAUGAUUCGCUUGGCAGAAAAAUCAUUGUUUUAUAUGCAUGCAAACUACCUGCUAUUAAAGAAAUUGAUCAUGGACAUUUCCUAAAUUAUUUGAAAAAAACACUGGAAAACUACGUCCAACAAGAUUACAGUUUAGUGUACUUUCACUAUGGCCUUUCAAGUAAAAACAAGCCUUCAUUGGGUUGGCUGGUGCAGGCCUACAAAGCUUUCGAUAGAAAUUACAAGAAGAAUUUGAAAGCUUUGUAUUUAGUGCAUCCCACAAGUUUUUUGAAGUUUGUUUCUCAACUGUUUAGACCUUUGAUAAGCGCCAAAUUCGGCAGGAAGUUGAACUACAUUAAUUCUUUAAAGGAGCUUGAUGAACAUAUUAAGAUUAACAUUUUGGAUAUACCACAUGAAGUCAUAGAAUAUGAUCAAAAAACAAAUUCCCCGCUUCCCGCAGAACCUCCAAAACCUGUUGAAACAUACUUACCGACACAGCAGUUUGGUGUAUCUUUACAAUACAUUAAAACUAAUUAUAACGUUUCCAUACCGCCAGUUGUUAAGCAGUGUGUUGAGUUUUUAGAUCAUCCAGAUGCAUUAGAGACUGAAGGUUUAUUUAGAAGAAGUGCCAAUGCCAUAAAAGUUAACACUCUUAAAGCAAACGCUAAUAAGGGUGAAAAUUUAGCGUUUGAAGAUCCACAUGAAGCUGCAGCUUUGCUUAAGAAGUUUCUCAGGGAACUUAAAGAGCCGCUGUUAACUUAUGAGGUUUAUGAUGAAAUUAUUGACUUCCAAAGCUGGUCUAAGGAGGAACAACUUAGGCUUGUAUCAAUAUUAGUCAUGGAAAAACUUCCAGAGGACAAUUACAAAUUGUUGAAAUAUGUUAUUAGUUUCUUGAGCAGGGUUAUGGAACGUUCAGACUUAAACAAAAUGAAUGCACAAAACUUGGCUGUAGUGUUUGGACCAAACUUGGUGUGGUCUGAAUUGGUUUCCAUGUCUCUGGCAGCCAUUGGACCAAUUAAUACUUUUACAGCAUUUCUUCUGAUUCAUCACAAUGAAAUAUUUAUGAUUUAAAUGUAUUACUUAUAGUAUUUCUGUGAUUUUGUUGCUUUUUUUACAACAAAAACUAUUUUACACAUAAAAAAUAAACGUUUUUGGAAUCGCUUUUUAGAUAGCAUACAGUCAAGAAAAUGCUUUAAAAUUUAUCUAUUUUUAACAGAAUUACAGUCACUACUUACAUAUCUUAUAAAAUGCUGAUUCAUUGUUGAUGAUAAAAUUGUACUAACAAAUGUUAUUUUUUAUUUGUAAAAUGUUUUUUCUACAUGUAUGGGUAAAACUGUUAUAUAAUUAUAAUUGGAAAGAAUGAAUUUUAUGUAUGCGAAAAAUUCGCGAUGUUAGAACAUAUUUGUAAAAUUUUAAAGUACUGAAUGUGUUGCUUAUUUUACAAAACAACAUGUAAAGACUUAAAAAAACAUAGAUAAUAGAAUAAAAGUGUAAAAAGAAUAUAUACCAUAACAAAUGUAGUAGUUUUGUAUAAUAUACUCUAAGCAUACCUACCUAGUAAUAAAUGAUAUUUUAAAAAUAUUUCUUAUUGGUGGGUAUACUAGUUUUUAUAAAAACGAUUAGUCAAAAUACCAAAGAAACUUUUGAUAAUUUAUCUAUUAGACGCCCAGAAAUUUAGCGCUACAUUUGUUUGUAUUGUUUUUUAUGAAGGAAGUUGAUUAAUUAUCAAAUUGCAUUUAAAAAAAAUUAACAACUUCUAGUUGAUAGAAUCUCCAAAAUUACGCACAAACAUCGUAAGCUUUAUUAGAUUUAUUGUUGAACAAUGUAUAAAUUCAAUUUUAAUUUAUUACAUGUAAAAAUUUUGUCAUUAAACAAAGAGCAUAGUAAAAUAAGGCCCCUAUAAUAUUAUGUAAACAAAUUUAUAGGGGUCCCUCAUUUAAUUAAAAACAUUACUUUUUAUGUAAAAUGUUUGUUAAAAAAGUUUUGAUUUUCGGAAUAAAAAUAUGUGUCAUAUUUGUUCUACAAAAUACUAAUUUAUUUACAUGCCUUUAAAUGGUCAUUUAAAAUUUUAUUAAAAACCUAUAUCUGCACAAAAUUAUAUAAGUGAUAUAAUUUGCAUUGUACUGUAUAAAAUGUAUUUAUACUUUAUAUAUUUAUCUACUCUUUACAGUGCAACAAUACAAAAAUUACCUACAGGCGGUUAGGAUGGGUCAAUAGUACUAUUUUUGUGAAACAAAACCCCCAAAGAAUUUUUAAAAUUUAGCUCCACUUCAAAAGUUAUGGCCAUUUGAAGUUAGGGUGACUUAUUUGCAUUGCAUACUUUAUUAUUUGCCAAUAUUUAUUUCAAAGUAUUUUAUAAUAAAAAUUGCAAUGAUGAUAUAAUGGAAUUUAAA